Coprinopsis cinerea okayama7#130 is the source of this 916-nucleotide messenger RNA. RefSeq names its product 40S ribosomal protein S1. The coding region runs from base 67 to 837 and encodes 256 amino acids. The transcript has 5 exons. Gene Ontology annotation, molecular function: structural constituent of ribosome. NCBI's taxonomy places the organism in Eukaryota, Fungi, Basidiomycota, Agaricomycetes, Agaricales, Psathyrellaceae. The record is from RefSeq and is a predicted model, not a curated record. Gene Ontology annotation, biological process: translation. Gene Ontology annotation, cellular component: cytosol; ribosome.
GCCUUCUUCGUCGUCGUCGUCCUCAGCGGUCCACUCUUUGCCGCCGACGCAUUUUAAAAUCUCAUCAUGGCUGUAGGGAAGAACAAGCGCCUCUCCAAGGGCAAGAAGGGUCUCAAGAAGAAGGUCGUUGACCCCUUCACUCGCAAGGAUUGGUAUGAUAUCAAGGCCCCUUCGAUCUUCGAAACCCGAAAUGUUGGAAAGACUCUCGUCAACCGAUCCCAGGGCUUGAAGAACGCCAAUGACUCCCUCCGUGGCCGUAUCAUCGAGGUUUCCCUGGCCGACUUGAACAAGGACGAGGAGCAAUCCUUCCGCAAGAUCAAGCUGCGUGUCGAUGAAAUCCAAGGCCGCAACUGCCUCACCAACUUCCACGGCAUGGACUUCACCUCCGAUAAACUUCGCUCCCUUGUCCGCAAAUGGCAAACCCUCGUCGAGGCUCAUGUUGAUGUCAAGACCACCGACGGUUACCUCCUCCGCCUCUUCGCCAUUGGUUUCACCAAGCGAAGACCCACCCAAGUGAAAAAGACCACCUACGCCCAAACCGCACAGGUCCGUGAGCUCAGGAAGAAGAUGUUCGAGAUCAUCACCCGUGAGGCCACCAGCUGCGACUUGAAGGAGUUGGUCCAGAAAUUCGUGCCAGAGGCUAUCGGUCGUGAGAUCGAGAAGGCCUCUCGCAGCAUCUACCCCUUGCAGAACGUCUACAUCCGCAAGGCCAAAAUCCUCAAGGCACCCAAAUUCGAUGUCUCCAAGUUGUUGGAGCUCCACGGCGACUCGACGGACGAGAGCGGUACCCGCGUUACCAAGGACUUCAAGGAGCCCGAGGUGUUGGAAUCUGUGUAAAUCAUGUAGUUUUUCGCGCCAUCAUCAUUCCAUUCCGCAUUAUGCCUUGUUAUGCCCGAAAUUAUAUGAGCUAUGCAUG